Messenger RNA from Dromaius novaehollandiae (emu), 2756 nucleotides. RefSeq names its product transmembrane protein 200C (gene TMEM200C). The transcript has 2 exons. Lineage: Eukaryota; Metazoa; Chordata; Aves; Casuariiformes; Dromaiidae. The record is from RefSeq and is a predicted model, not a curated record. Bases 413 to 2065 code for a protein of 550 amino acids.
UUCCCUGUGUCACGGCUCCCGUCUCCUAGCAACGGCACCGAGUCCGGCCGGCAGCCGCGCACCGCCCGCAGCGGCGGUAGAGGCAGCGGCUCCGCCGGGCCGGCGGGUCCGGCAGCCGCGGCGGGCGGCCCCGCGGCGGGAAGGAUGCGGUAUGGCGAGGGGGCAGCGCUCCCGCGGACCUCCCUGAGGCGGCCGGCGGCGGCGGGGCCGAGGGGGCGCCCGGCGCUCGGCCCAGCCCCGCCGCCCGCCCGCCUGGAGCCGUGAGGAGCGGCGAGGCGGCGACGGGGCGGGCGUCGCGCGGGGAUGUCUGCUCGGGCCGGAAAGUUUCUUCUCCGCGGUGGCUCCGCCGCUUCCAGCGCCGACUUCUCCCCGGUCUUCCUCGGAGCUGGAGUGGUGCCCUGGGUAGCCAACCAUGAUUGCUACUGGAGGCCUCCUGAGGAUCUCGGCUAGGAAACAGGACCCCUUGCGACCCCAAAGCCAAGUCCCCAAACGCAAACGUAAGGCCAAAAAGAAGCGCAAGAACGACGUGGUAGUGGUGAAGGGCAAGCUCAAGCUGUGCUCCCUCUCGGGGCUCAUCGCCCUCUGCGGUAUCCUGGUGCUGCUGGUGGGCAUCACCUUGGCUGUGGUGGGCUACUGGCCUAAGCCCAGCCAGGUGUACAGAGAAGGCAGCUUCAGUGGGGGCAGACACCUGGUGCCACAUGGGGGCACUCCCAAGAACCACUCCUGGAGCCAGGCUGGAGCACAAGCAGGUUCCCACCCAGAAACACCCCCCAGAGCCAACUCCUCCACUACUGCCACCAUCCGGGGGUCCCGACAGUCCCCCCCCACUUCCUCAUCCCCCCAGGCCUCAGUGGGUUUCCUCUUCCGGCUCUUCUCAGGCUACUUGCACUCAGACAAGCUGAAAGUGCUUGGCCCCCUCAUCAUGGGCAUCGGUAUCUUCCUCUUCAUCUGCGCCAAUGCAGUGUUACACGAGAACCGUGACAAGAAGACCAAGAUCAUCAACCUGCGUGACCUCUACUCCACAGUCAUCGAUGCCCACAGCCUGCGGGCCAAGGAUGGAGGCACCCCGGCCUCAGCCCCUCUCAACGGCUUUGUCAACUACAUGCAGGCCCGGAGCCUGGAGCUCAAGCCUGGCAGUGAAGGCCUGGGUGCUGCAGCCAUGCUGGCCAAGAGCUCCUGGCCACCAGGGCUGGGUGUCUCCCUCUCCCCACCUGACCUGGCAUCUUCGCCACGCCGCUCCUCCUUCUGCACCCCGCCGCAACCACCCAGCCUGGCUGAGGCUGUGUACAGCAUCUACCGGGAGCGUGCUGCUCUUUCUGGCCGCCCCUUCGCUAGCCCGCCCUGCAGCCCGACAGAAUGCUGGGACAGGCGCAGCACGGCCAGCUCCAUCGUGGGCUCCUCGCUGAGCACCUUCACCCUCCUGCCCUUAACGCAGGGUGGUGGAGGGGGAGGCUGGCGGAGGCCCCCUGGUGAGCGAGGAGCCCAGGAGAUCCCACGGGGGGAAUUUGAACUGAGCCUGACUGACCUCAGCAGCAGCCACGUGGAGGGAGGCCAUGGGACAAGAAGGCACAAGCUGGUCCUAAGGCGGCAGAGCACCAGCUGCUUGCCUGAUGCCAGGGGCCCUCUUUCCCUCGAACCCCCUCAGUCCCCGGCCAUCAGCGGGGGCCCAGACUCCAGCCUUUUGGUAAAGGCAUCUUCUAACUACUCCAAAUCUCUGGAUCUGGGGGGAUCACCCCCCUCUACCCCCCUGGCCAUCACCAGGAUGGGCUCCCAGAGCUCCCACUCCGAGCCUUCCAGCGGCAGCAAUAAGGGCUACAGCCACCUGGAGGAGGCAGGCACCUCCUUGGAGUCAGUUGCCAACACCCCAGCCAGUAAAAUCCAGGACUGUGAGGAGAAACCAGUCGAGAAGACUGACCCCCUCAAGGCUACCAGCAGAGAACAAACAGGGGAGCAACCUCAACAAACUCAAAAACAAUACACAAAUAAAGAGAAACUCUUUAUGAUUUCUAGGUCGCACACUGCGUUAGAGCUGGAGGAUGGGGAACUGGAGAGCACUGGCAUCUAAACAAAACAGAGAAGGCUUGAGGACACCUUGCGAUUUUCCACACCUUCCCCUCCCAUCUUCUUGUGGACUUAGGAAACCAAUCAAUAUCCAAAGAGCUGCAGUAUGUUAUCCUUAAAAAUUGAUUUCAAUAAAUCCUGUAGUUGACUUCAGGAGGACAAAAGAAAAUCCUUUCAGUCCGAUCGUGAUUGUAUGUUCCAUGCAAGCCAAAUUGUAUUAAAUAUCCAGUCUAAUAAGUUCUUCGGAUCAGUUUAAUACAAUUUUGGACAGUAUAAUUGUGCACUUUACUGUUUUGAUUUCCAAGUGCCCCUUCUUCUCCUCUAAUUUCUUUCUUGCUGAUAUGCCACUAACUGCUUGAAAACUGCAGGCACCUUUUUAAGCUCCAGAGCAAUGUGGUCUUCAGUUCAGGAAAGCUGAGCUCUCUCUUUGUUUUGGUUCAAUCACUCUAAAAAGUUUGCAAGGCCUUAAGGAUGAUGUACCUUGACAAAGAAUGAGUUUGUUUGUUUAAAUUCUGGAAAAAUGACAAUUUGGAAGAGACUGGAGCUGAACAGAGCUCUGAUAAUUUAGUUAAAACCAUAACAUUCCUGAAUCCAAAAUACCUAUUACCACAUGAUACUUUAUUAAGUAUUAUUACGUAUGUAUUGACUAAUAGCAUUAACAGAUUUUUUUUUUUAAUAAAAUAUUACAAACAGAA